Capsella rubella is the source of this 998-nucleotide messenger RNA. RefSeq lists its product as uncharacterized. The record is from RefSeq and is a predicted model, not a curated record. Lineage: Eukaryota; Viridiplantae; Streptophyta; Magnoliopsida; Brassicales; Brassicaceae. The coding region runs from base 173 to 772 and encodes 199 amino acids. The transcript is spliced from 7 exons.
CGCAGAGCCGCAGAUAAUAUCUAAACCGGAUUCAAAUUCAAAUCAACCUCCGGUUAUCUAAUUUGAUUCCGUGUACUAUUAUUUCUCUCCCAUAUCUCUCGGCGCCGUUGUAUCGGACGAUAGAAAUCAAAAUUGAAAGGCGACGGCCGGCGAGAGUUUUGGGUUUAAAGCGAUGUCGGUUUAUUCUCUCGUACUUCCAUCUCCACCUUCCUCCUUCUCCGCAAAGCUUAAACCUUUCAAUGGCUACGGAAGACUCCAUCGUCAUCUCGUCCGUGCUUCUUCCGAUGUUCCCGAUUUCCUCUCUGCUGAUUGGUUGGAGAGUCGUAGGAAACGACCUUUUGGUCCAAGACUUGAUUUUAGUGCUGAAGAUGCUGUUAGACAUCAGCUUGAUGCAUUGAAGUAUAAUGGACAUCCUCGUGAUGAUUAUGGCAUUGAAGUCAUGUAUCGGUUUGCUGGUUUCGAUCCGUUUGAGAGAUCUACAUAUUUUGGUCCUUUCUUUGAUCUUGGACAGUUUGAAAGGUUUAGGCGUAUUUUUCAUCACUCGUCUUACCGUGUGUUGCUUGGUCACAAGGACAGAAAGAUCUUAAGCAGUUUGUUCGUCGAGGAGAAUCGUUUCAAGCAGAGGAUUUGGGUUCAGGGAACUCGACCUGAGGAAGAAGAGAUAUUUGAAUUCACAAUGUUCCAGCGUAUAGGCGGUUCAUGGGAUGGUUAUUGGUUGACGGAAAGCUUGCUUCAUGACGGAGAUGUAUUUUCAGGAGGGAUGGCUUACUGAUUCAAAAGCUGAGCUUCAUCUCUUUUUCGGGCUAUCAAUUUGUUCUGUCUGAUUAUAUGCGUAAGAAUGUGUGUUACUGUCGUGUAUGUUAUAUGUUAAUAUUAGACAUGAUUAGAAUUAGAUGUUGCUGUGUAGGAAACAAUACAUAGUAUAGCUUCUUAUGAAUGCAAGUUGUAUAUUUACGAAACCCACCUUUUUGUAAUGGCCAAUGUGUUCUUUAAAGGCU